Messenger RNA from Acaulospora morrowiae, 1042 nucleotides. NCBI's taxonomy places the organism in Eukaryota, Fungi, Glomeromycota, Glomeromycetes, Diversisporales, Acaulosporaceae. The record is from the annotation of a GenBank genome assembly.
AUGUCACCAAUAACACGUAGCGUAACGAGUCCACAGCGUAUUUGCAAUCCAAAUUUCCCCACCCCCCAGGACUUGGACAGCGCCUAUCGCAUAUCCGCCCCACGCAUUCAAGAAGAUGCCAAAAAAUAUCUCGAGAUACUCCUGGACUUCGAGAAGGUCCGCGAACUCUAUAAUCCCUUCUCCGAAGAGUAUUGGUUUGUCAAUAACAUCGAUGCACUCAACCAAGUGGUCUACUACAAAAUGAAGAGAUGCUUAUUCCUAAGGUACAAACAACAAUUCGUCAAAGCUGGUAUAGAAUUAGAAUUCAUAAGGUCUCAAGGGAGUGGUAUAGGCUGUGGGAAGAUUGGCUGUGAAGAUGUUAAUUGUAGUGGUACGAAACUGGAAGACAGCUACCUUGGAGAUGAUGGAGAUGACAUGGAUAUGUUUUGUCCGAAUUCGACAAUGUUCAAUGCUAGUCGACAAAGUUCCGAGGUUUCCAGUUUCCGUUAUCAAGAUUCCGAAUUAUCUGAGCGUUCUGUUACCACCGAUAUAACCAAUAACUUGGUUAAAAGGUCAGCGAAACCAUCUAUUCCGCCUACGACGUUAACAUCGAUGGCAGUUUUUGAUCGCGGCAUUGGAUUUUCUCAUUUUGAUCCAUCGUAUUUCUUGGACGAGAAUCCUUGUAUCAAAAAGGACGAUUCCGCACAAACUAUUACUGGAGAUUACGAAGAAAGCUUACAGCCCAUUCAACUACUUCAUCCACAACAUCACAAUAAUAGGGCCCGAUUUAUACAAAACAUCCUUCGAUACAUAAAGUGCCAAUUCUCGAUUAAUUGGUUUCAUAAUUUGCCAAAAGAAAGAAUCUAUUAUUCUAUGUUGUUUUUGUUUAUGUUUGUGGCAGUGUUCUUUUUUUUUCAUUCUUUGGGGUUCAAGAGCGAACAUUAUUCCACAGGCAGUAUUGAGAGCAUUAACGAUGAAUUUUCAUCACAAUUUGAUAAUGGUGACGGAAUGCAAAAACAACGACAAAAGAUUUACAAGAUCCUGGACAAUGACAAGUUAGAUG